AUAGAGAAGAAGACGCCUCUCAAAACAAAUCAAUUCCACCAUGUAACUUUAACUGCUUGUUUUCAGUCUUUAUGCAGUAAAUUAGAGUGCUCUCUUAUUUAGGGGAGAAGUUUUGUAGUUUCGGAGAGAUAGCGACGCCAGUCCCAUCUUUGUCAUUUAGUUGUUUCCAAUACUAGCCAACUGUAGCCGGCCGGGUAGCUAGCUAGCUGGCUAACAGCAGCUAACCUCUGCUACCCAAAUUUUCAUCACCGGUGUGAGAAGAUGGACUCAAGUGUCUUUACGGCCAUUUCCAAAGGUGACCCUUUACCUCUGGCGUCACUGCGUCUCCUGGUCCCACCUUUCCAGCUUAUGGCAGCCUCCAUGUGUCAGGUUCUGAAGAGACAAGAUGUGAUGAACUACUGGAAAGUGGCAGAGUUUGUCUCUUUGGUGACGGACAUGGUUCCAGAGCUGUUAAUGUACAAGCACAGGAUGCAGCUUAACCUGGGGUUAAGAGCCAGGUAUAUUCUUGAGCUGUGCCGAAGUGAACAGCCUGUGGAACUUGACUUCGUCUUGUCUCAUCUGGACCAGAUUAAACCACAGCACCCCGCCCUGGUAGAUAUAAAAGAAUCAGAAGAGGAGGAAGUCGUGGUUAACUUUCGUGAGUUAAUCCAGACUCUGCUGAAAGAUCCUGAAGAGAGACAAGACUUUUUCUUGGAGGUCUUUCCUGUUGAGUAUGGACCUCAGUAUGAGAGUGAUUUACAAAUGCUGUUCUCUGAGUUCCUCUGUCGGCUGGCUCAGCUGUUGCCAGUUCCUGACCUUGAGCAGACUGUUUCCUGGCUUGGAGCCGAAUGCUCUGUGUUGGAGGAUUGUGUGCAUUCAGUCUCUGAGCCUACAGACUUGAAAAAUUUGCUCCAGCACCACAAACACCUCGGGCAUUUAGAGCAACAUGUUCCACCUUCUAGCAUGGGCGACAGCAUCCUGUCCUCCCUCUCUGCAGCUCCCCCCAGCCGAGUGGCAAAACCCACAGAACAACCCAGCCAAUUAGAUCCAAUGCAAGGCCUCAGCGAUGACAAACACACUGUAUUCGUGGAUGGCGUAGCAGUUGAAAUAAUCACAGUGACAGAUUAUACAGAGGUUGAAUUAGACGCAAGCACCGACAUCGAGGUGGUGGUGGAAGAAAACUGCUUUGACCGAACAGUGGUUGAAGAUUCACUGGUAGUGCUUCCCGAUGAGACAACCAAGGAAGAAGAAGUGGGUGAAGCAGAGGAAGAAACAACACAAGCUGUAAGUGGUUUGGCAAACAUCAUCCAUCAGGAGAUGAAGAAGGAUGAUAUAGUGUCCUCCCACCAAAAAGUCUCAGUGGGACCUCAUGACUGCCCAGACUGUGAGAAGAAAUUUAAGUUUGCGUCUUCGCUAAUCGCCCACAGGGUCAUCCACACUGGUGAGCGCCCCCACCGGUGCAAUGACUGUGGUCGCUGCUUCUCUUUCAGGCAGUCCCUCGACAGGCACAGACACACGCACAAAACUGGACGCAAGUACAGCUGCGCUAUCUGCAGGGAGACGUUUGACUCCUUAUCAGCCCGCACAGAGCACAAACAAACACACAUGGAAGAUAGCGUUUACACAUGUCAUCAGUGCAACAAGAAAUUUAACUGGGAGCUGGCGCUUGCGAGGCAUCUAAAAACUCACACUGAUUAUCACGAUACAAACAAGCCUACAGGAGACCAUAAGGAUGAGCAAGAGGUCGUUAUAGGUGAUGAAACUGUCAGUGAGGCUCCUGUUGUGCUUGCUGAGCCUGACAGUCAGCUGCAGGCGGAUGAUAAUGGCGAUCAUGAUCCAGAGAACACAGAGGUUGAGAACAGUGAGCGUCCCACCUCUGAGCCAGAAAGCACAGUACCUGAACUAGACAAUGAAGUAAUUUCCUUAGUGAAGGUCCGCACAAGUGGACGCAAACGCAAACCUACCAUGAAGAUCCAGGUAAUAAAUUUACAGAAGCGCAUGGCCACUAAAAGAAAGAAGGAGAUCACCAAGGCCAACCCUCCAGAGCUGAAUCCUUUUCCCUUCAACUGCAGUUCAGAGCACUCUUAUGGUUCACACAUGGUCUCAUCAAAGGACAGUGAUGAGAGUUCUGUAGCAGAUGGCUCGUCAGCUGCUUUCUCCUGUCCUAAGUGCUUCUUCCACCACUCAGAAGAGGCACACGUCCAGCAGCACAUUGACAAGGUCCACUCAGUUGAGAUGGAGGAUGACGAGCUGUCCUCUCAGCCCCUUGCUGAGGAAGAGGGACGCUUUAGUUGUCCAGACUGUGAGAAGAGCUUUAAGUUCCAAUCUUUACUAAAAGCCCACCAGCGCAUCCACACUGGCGAGCAGCCCUUCUUGUGUUCUCAGUGCGGGCGGCGGUUCUCCUUCAAACAGUCCUUGGAGAGGCACAAGCAUACGCACAAGUCUGGGCGCAAGUACGAGUGCCUGAUCUGUGGCGAGUUCUUCAAAUCCGUGGUGGCUCAGAGGGAGCAUAAGAGCACCCACAUGGAGAACGGCGAGUACCUGUGUUCAGAGUGUGGCCGUUCGUUUGCCUGGAAGUCUGCACUGGUGAGACACCUCAAGACCCACAGCGAGGAUGCUGACAAGGUGGAGCGUUCUUACAAAUGCCCUCACUGUGACCUUGGCUUCAACUGUGCCAGCUACCUCAACAGGCACCUCCAGACUCACCAGGAAGAACGAGUGCACACCUGCAACUGCGGAAAGAGCUUCGCCUACCGGGCAGCUCUCACUGCACAUCAGCGCAUCCAUCAAAAGGAGCGGCCGCACAUAUGUACACAGUGCGGCAAGGGAUUUCUCUACAAGGGGGGUUUACUGAGCCACAUGAAGAUCCACUCAGAGGAGAAGCCCUUCAUGUGUUCCUUCUGCGGUAAGAGCUUCAAGAGGGAACGUAACAUGAAGAAGCACGAGCGCUGCCACACACGGGAAAACGUUUUCAGCUGCUCGCAGUGCGACAAGAACUUUGUCUAUAAGGCGACUUUGAUCAGACACGAGCUGACUCAUUCAGGUGAGAGGCCGUACCUCUGCUCUGACUGUGGGAAGGGCUUCUUUUCCCAUGCCGAGCUUCUAAAACACGAGCGUUUCCACACGGGCCACAAGCCCUUCCAGUGCCCCCACUGUGGUAAGAGAUUCACUCAGUCCUGCUACCUGACCAUCCACUUGCGAUACCACACAGGAGUCCGGCCAUACUCUUGCACCGAGUGCGACAAGAGCUUCCUCAGUGCCAACCGCCUGAAGAGACACCAGCGAACACAUUCAGGGGAGAAACCUUACCUCUGUGUAGAAUGUGGGAAGGGAUUCAGGCAGUCAUAUAAUCUGAAGAUGCAUCAACGAACACAUAUCAUGAAGUUAAAAUAGACUUUAAAGGUACACUAUGCAGAAUUUCCCCCCCCAAAAAACAAUGUUUUCACAGCUGCCCAGAAUACCAGUAUUGAGUCUCAUCUUUGUAAAUUUUGAAACUAUUCCAGGUGCUUAACUUAAUUGACAUCUAGCUAGAGAAUCUGUAAGCCUGUCACAGGCUGUGUGUUAGUCACAAAACUAGGCCAAUCACUAAGUUUGAAUGUCCUUCUCUGAGAAUAACUAAGAAUAAAUAUAGAUGAGUGAUGAA
Molecule: messenger RNA, 3622 nt
Organism: Epinephelus fuscoguttatus (brown-marbled grouper)
Lineage: Eukaryota; Metazoa; Chordata; Actinopteri; Perciformes; Serranidae
Product: zinc finger protein 530-like
Exons: 9
Coding region: 262-3372 (1036 amino acids)
Source: RefSeq, a predicted model, not a curated record